CUAUCUAUCAAUCUUCCCCUCCCUUACCUUGGAUCUGUAGGAGACACACAGAAGAGUCAACCCAAUCGGACCCCCAAGACAAAGGAUGCCCACGUCUGUGGCAGAUGUUGCGCUGAGUUCUUUGAACUACCGGACCUGCUACAGCACAAGAAGACCUGUACUAAAAAUCAACUGGUUUUAAUUGUGAAUGAAAGCUCUGUAUCUCCUUCGGAAGCCUUCCCUCCGAGCCCUCCUAAAGAUAAUCCCGAUGAACGGAAGAACAAGACAGAUCACAACGUGGAUCAAGUUGAAGGCAGCAACAUUCCCGAGCGAGACGACAAACUUGACAAGGAAGAAACCAUGGAUACAGAAUCUUCUUCCAGUGUUAGCAAAAGCACUAGCAGUACUUCCCAGACCGUCGACAGUACUAUUGCAAGCAGUAACUGCUCCACCAAGGGUACCUCAGCUCUUACAACCUCUCUACCUCAACUGGGAGAUCUGACCAUGCUGGGCAAUUUCUCCAUGAUCAAUAGCAACGUCAUCAUUGAGAACCUUCAGAGCACGAAAGUAGCGGUGGCCCAGUUCUCUCAGGAAGCGCGCUGCAAUGGCACCUCAACUCACAAGUUGGCCGUCCCUGCCCUCAUGGAGCAACUAUUGGCUUUGCAACAGCAGCAGAUCCAUCAGCUGCAACUGAUUGAACAAAUCCGCCACCAAAUAUUACUGCUGGCUUCCCAGAACACAGACUUGCCAACGACGUCUCCAAACCCAUCACAGAGUACAGUACGAGCAUCAGCCAACCCCUUGUCAACAUUAAGUUCCCAUUUAUCCCAACAGCUGGCUGCAGCAGCUGGAUUGGCACAAAGCCUCGCUAGUCAAUCUGCCAGCAUUGGUGGUAUGAAACUUCUGUCUCCUCUACAGCUACCUCAGAGCAAUUCUGGCAACACUAUGAUUCCAUCCAGUAGCGGCUUAUCUCCGAGUAUUAGCCUAGCUACCGCAGCGAUUACUACGUUAUCUUCUGACAAAGUGACUACGAACACUGGUGUUCCACUGCUUGGCAACCCGGCAGGGACCGUGUCGUCAUCGCCAGCUUUUGCAAUAAGCAGUUUAUUAAGCCCUGUAUCAAAUCCUCUUCUACCUCAACCCACUCUUAGUAACUCUGUGUUCCCCAAUCCUUUAUCCAAUCUCGGAACAACCACAGAGGACUUAAACCCAUUGUCUGCUUUGGCCCAGCAGAGGAAAAACAAGCCGCCCAAUCUAGCCGCUUUUGAAACAAAAACUAAUUCGGACGAAGCCUUCUUCAAGCAUAAGUGCAGGUUCUGUGCGAAGGUUUUUGGGAGCGACAGUGCCUUGCAGAUCCAUUUACGUUCUCAUACUGGGGAGAGGCCCUUCAAAUGCAACAUCUGUGGGAACCGGUUUUCCACCAAGGGGAAUUUAAAAGUCCACUUCCAACGGCAUAAAGAAAAAUACCCUCACAUUCAAAUGAACCCAUACCCGGUGCCAGAGCAUUUAGACAACAUUCCCACAAGUACGGGGAUCCCAUAUGGGAUGUCCAUACCACCAGAGAAACCGGUCAGCAGUUGGUUGGACAACAAGCCAGUGUUAUCCACUUUGACCCCAUCUGUUGGCCUGCCACUUCCACCCACAAUUCCAAGCUUGACACCUUUUAUCAAAAUGGAGGAGCCUCAACCCAUUCCUAUCAGUCACCCUUCAUCUAGUCCUCCAUCUUCUGUUAAAAGCGACUCUGGCUCCAUUGAUCCUGCGGGGAAGAACUCUAAUGGGCCUCUGGCAGAAGGGGAAAUGGGUGCUUUGCUGUCCUCCAGCGACAAACCAGAAGAAAGCAUGCCCAGUGUUUCUUCUAGUGUGAACCACUCUACAACCUCCCCGGCAGCCGAAUCAGAUUCCAGCAACGUGGUUGCUUUUACCAGUCCUCUGAUGCCUCUCAUGUCCGACCAGUUUAAGGCCAAGUUUCCAUUUGGAGGGCUGCUGGAUGGAACACCAGCCUCGGAGACCUCAAAGCUACAGCAACUUGUAGAAAACAUUGACAAAAAGGCCAGCGAUCCCAACGAGUGUCUCAUAUGCCAUCGAGUGCUCAGUUGCCAGAGUGCUCUGAAAAUGCACUACCGCACGCAUACUGGUGAAAGGCCCUUCAAGUGCAAGAUCUGUGGCCGGGCCUUCACUACGAAAGGCAAUCUAAAGACCCAUUAUAGUGUCCAUCGUGCCAUGCCACCCUUAAGAGUGCAACAUUCCUGCCCCAUCUGCCAGAAAAAGUUCACUAAUGCAGUUGUGUUGCAGCAGCACAUCAGGAUGCAUAUGGGGGGCCAGAUUCCUAACACACCAGUGGCGGAAAACUAUCCCGAGUCCAUGGAAUCUGACACGGGCUCGUUUGAUGAGAAGACCUUUGAUGAUCUGGAUACAUUCUCUGAUGAGAACAUGGAAGACUGUCCUGAUAGUAGCGUACCAGACACCCCUAAAUCUGCUGAUGCAUCUCAAGAUAGUUUAUCAUCCUCCCCAUUGCCACCAGAAAUAUCAAGUAUUGCUGCUUUAGAAAACCAGAUGAAGAUGAUCAAUGCAGGGCUGGCUGAACAGCUUCAAGCGAGCUUAAAAUCUGUGGAAAAUGGGUCGGUCGAAGGGGACAUUAUGACAAACGAUUCUUCAUCGGUGGGUGGUGAUAUGGAAAGUCAAAGUGCUGGAAGUCCUGCCAUUUCAGAGUCUACCUCUUCCAUGCAGGCCUUAUCCCCAUCCAACAGCACAAUGGAUUUCUACAAAUCACCGGGCAUCGAAGACAAACCGCUACGGACUUUACCGAACGACUUUGCCAAUGGUUGGCCUGUCGCCUUUGCCAACGGCGGUGCUUUGGACUUGACCUCGGGCCACCCAGAAAAAAUGGUGAAGGAAGAACCGCUGGGCAUGUUGUUUCCUUUCCGCGACAGAGGCAAACUUAAGAACACGGCGUGCGACAUUUGUGGCAAAACUUUUGCUUGUCAGAGUGCCUUGGACAUUCAUUACAGAAGUCAUACCAAAGAGAGACCGUUUAUUUGCACAGUCUGCAAUCGUGGCUUUUCCACAAAGGGUAAUUUGAAGCAGCACAUGUUGACACAUCAGAUGCGAGAUCUACCAUCACAGCUCUUUGAACCCAACUCAAACCUUGGCCCAGCUCAGAACUCUUCCUCCUCCAUCGUACCUGCAAACUCUCUCUCGUCCCUGAUAAAGGCCGAGGUCAACGGUUUUGUACAUGGCUCUCCUCAGGACCACAAAGAGACACUGCCCAGCUUGCUUCCUUCAGGACCUUUGCUGCCUUCGGCGACAUCACCGGUCUUACUUCCAACUCUGCCUCGGAGGACGCCCAAGCAGCACUUCUGCAACGCGUGUGGAAAGACCUUCUCAUCUUCCAGUGCUUUGCAGAUCCACGAAAGGACCCACACAGGGGAGAAGCCUUUCGCCUGCACAAUUUGUGGAAGAGCUUUCACCACCAAGGGCAACCUUAAGGUGCACAUGGGAACGCACAUGUGGAACAGCACACCCGCCAGGCGAGGCAGACGGCUCUCCGUGGACGGGCCCAUGACUUUCCUCGGAAGCAACCCCGUCAAAUUUCCAGACAUGUUUCCAAAAGAUUUGGCCGCGAGGUCGGGAAACGGUGACACUUCCAGCUUCUGGAAUCAAUACGCUGCGGCCCUCUCCAAUGGUUUGGCCAUGAAGACCAACGAGAUCUCAGUCAUCCAGAAUGGGGGGAUCGCCCCCGUUCCCGGGAGCCUGGGCAAUGGCAGCAGCUCCCCCAUUAGUGGUUUGACCGGCAGCCUGGAGAAAUUCCAGGAUUCGGAACCUAACGCGCCUCUAGCUGGCCUGGAGAAGAUGGCUGGCAGCGAAAACGGGACCAGCUUCCGGCUCACCCGCUUUGUGGAGGACAGCAAAGAGAUUGUAACGAGUUAGGACGAAAGGUGGCGGAUACUUUUGUGCAGUUUGUUGCAAUUGAAAGUGGGUUGGGGAGGGGGUUGUGUUGCAGGUUUUCCCCCCUCCCCUCCGUUUGUUCGUUUUUGUUUGUUUUGGCAAAUCCACGACACAGAAACAUUAAAGACACAUCCUUUUUGUACCCGUUGGACAUCUAGAGUUCUAAAAACAGCUUAUUUAUUAGUGAUAAUAACUUUUUGUUUGUUUGUUUGUUUGUUCAUGGCUUUGCAGGGAUAUGCAAGCGUUAAAAGUUCUGUAAGUUGAAGUAAAUACUAAUUAACUAGAGUGCUGUAACAUUUAUGGCAACCCAAGUCUGUUUUGGCCAGACGAUCUCCGGUCUGGCUUUUUAAUUUAUCUCCUUCCUUCCAGUUUUAACCUAAACGUUUUGGUGGUUGUGCGGUGCCUCCAGCCCUUUCCGCCACACUUCAUCCCUCUCCCGCGCGUGUAAACACAAAACAAACGUACGCACCUGUGUGCCCUUCCAUCCUGAUUGAAACUUUUCUUGGCAAAGAGGUUGCUUUAAUUGCACAACCAGCUCUGCGCCCAGGAUUAAAAACGGACCACGCUAAAAAAAAAAAAAAAAAAAAGUCGAAGGAUACCCAUUCCUUUGUCGUGGGCUCGAUUUGAUUUUCGUUGGUUUGGUGGUUGGCAAUUUAUUUUACUCGACGCAUUAAAUUGGCUACGAUUACGAUUAUGAUUAGGUAGAUUUCUUUUGUCCCCUUUUAGAAAUGGUCCUCUUUUUUUGUAUUGUGCUUUUUUACUGGAGUCGUCUUAGAUGUCCGUUUGUUUCUGUACAGUAAACAAGCACGAGAUGAUUAGCGAAAACCCCACAGUGUUGUUUUGCUAGUUCGAAACCCUCUGCCUUGUAGGUAUAUUAUUAAAAAAAAAAAGUACUGGACUUUUGUGCUGCUAAGAUUAUCUUAAACCACACCUUCCAUGGACAACUUAAGAUGCUCUUGUACAUACAGUGAGAAAUAUCAAGAUCAUUAAAAAAAAUGUACAUAUCUUCUCAGCGAAAUCAACGUCUUGACUAAGGGAAUAACUUCAGUGUUGUUUAUUUUAUAUUGGGUAUGACAGGAAAACAAAACAGAACAGAACAGAACAAAAAUAUCUUUGGACUGUUAUAUGCACUUUCUUGGAAAGCCUGAAAAGAAAUAAGUCCAGUUACUUUAUCCUUUAAUACUUACUAACAGCAGAGAGAGACUGUAAUUUUCUGCCAGUAAUCAAAUACAUUUUUUUUCUCU
Messenger RNA from Pseudonaja textilis, 5168 nucleotides. NCBI's taxonomy places the organism in Eukaryota, Metazoa, Chordata, Lepidosauria, Squamata, Elapidae. The record is from RefSeq and is a predicted model, not a curated record.